UCGAUUUGAGUAAUAAUCUACAAGUCGCCGGUUUUUCCGGGGACCGUCAAAGACCGGAGGCCGGAAACCGUCGAUUAGUAAGCCCAAAACAUGGAAAGUCAAAAGUUUGAUACAAUAAUUAUUGGAGCAGGAUUAAGUGGUCUUUCUGCUGCAAGACAGUUACAGAAAAAUGGUGAAAAGGUUUUAGUGCUGGAAGCCAGGGAUAGGGUUGGAGGAAGAACAUAUACUUUAAAGGAUGCUGACCAUGGAGCUAUUGACCUGGGUGGGGCAUAUGUCGGACCUACUCAAAACAGAGUAUAUAGAAUAUGUAAAGAGUUAGACCUGAAGUUGUACAAUGUUGAUGAAAAUGACUACACCGUUAUGGAUUUAAGAAGUUGUUGGGCAAAGUUUAAAGGAAGUGUGCCACCAUUUUGGAAUCCAUUUAAACUGCUAGAUAUUAACCAUUUUAUCAGAACAUUUGAUAUCAUGGCUAAACAGGUUCCAUGUGAAGCACCAUGGGCAGCCAAAAAAGCAAAACAGUGGGACUCAAUGACAGUGGCACAGUUUAUAGAUAAAAUUCUCUGGACCCAAUCGGCAAAGGAAGUUGCAGGAAUUCUUAUGAAAGCUAUAUUUUGUGCAGAAUUGUCAGAGAUAUCUCUCCUAGGUGCCCUAUGGUACUUCAAUUGUAGUGGGGGAGUACUCAGAAUUAGCUCAAUAACAAAUGGUGCUCAGGAAAAAAAGGUUGAAGGAGGAACUCAGCAAAUAUCAGAAGGUCUUGCUAAACUGGUAGGGGACUAUGUGAAACUUAGUUCUCCAGCUGUUUAUAUAAAAUAUAAUGAUCAUACAGUGAUAGUUAAAGACUCUCACGGCAAUGUUUAUGAGGCUAGGUAUGUGAUAAGUUCAGUGCCUCCACCACUUCUCAACCGGAUAGAGUUUGAUCCUCCGUUACCAUGGGAACGAUUACAAUUAAUGCAAAAAGUGCCGAUGGGAUCAAUAAUUAAAACAGUGAUGUAUUAUAAAACACAGUUUUGGAGAAAAUUAGAUUUGAAUGGUAUAGCCAUGUCCUCAGACGGUGUAUGCUGUUAUUGUAUAGAUGAUACAAAACCUAAUGGUGGUCAUCCAGCAAUAAUGGGGUUUAUAUUGGCAGAUAGAGCUAGAGCAAUGGCUGCUGCAACACCUCUCGUACGGAAAGAAGCACUAUGUGCUCACUAUGCCUGGGUGUUUGGGACGGAUGAUUUCCUACACCCUGUAGAUUAUAGAGAGUAUAAUUGGAUGGCAGAUCAGUAUUCUGGCGGGUGUUACAGUUCAGUGAUGCCCCCAAAUGUCAUAACAAAAUAUGGAAGAUGUUUGAGGGAGCCAGUUGGUCAUGUAUAUUUUGCUGGUACAGAAACUGCCACUAUGUGGCCAGGAUAUAUGGAUGGUGCUAUACAAGCAGGAGAAAGGGCAGCUAACCAGAUUCUCUAUGCAGAUGGUAAAAUUUCAUCAUAUCAAAUAGAUACAGUUGAACCUGAAUCCCUAGACUACCCAGCAAAACCAAUUCCCUUCAGUUAUAUAGAACAUUAUCUUCCCAGUAACACGGCAGUCCUACGCUUUGGUAUAGCUAUCACGUUGGGUUUUUUCGGAUUUAGUGCAUAUGUGUUUUUCUUCAGCUGGAAAGGUGCAUUAUUUUGGAAGUGGUUCCAAUGGAAGUAUGACCUUGAUGAAAAAGACAUGUGGAAGUUGUCCAAAUAUUUUAAAAUACCAUCUCGUUUUUACAGGCAUGUUAAAACAUAGAUUUGACAUGUUCAUUAGAAUUAUAUGUUGCCUGUAUUUUUUGUUUCAUAUAUUAUCAAAAGAGUAAUGUAUCAAACUUUAAUUUUAAGAAUGAUUACUUUGAAACAACAUGUUUUAUUAUUUACGGAAAAUUUUAUGUUUGUUUAAAAAAAAAAAAAAGAAAAACCUACCCCAUGUACUAAAUGUACAUGUGUCUCACAUACAUGUACUUCUGUUUUAAAAAAAAUAAAUUUGAACCUUUAAUAUGGUUCAUUCAAGGCAUAGUUUUAAAAUAUGUAUUUGUUGAUUUAGUUUACUAGUAUUCAUAUUUUCUGUGUUUAACCUAUAUGCAUUUCUUUAUAUACAUCUAUGUAGAUUUUAUGUAACAAACAAAACAAAACAACAAACAAACAAAAAAACAGUGCAGACAACAAAAUCUUUUUUAUACU
This is a messenger RNA of Ruditapes philippinarum (Manila clam), 2180 nucleotides long. Its product is annotated as amine oxidase [flavin-containing] B-like. NCBI's taxonomy places the organism in Eukaryota, Metazoa, Mollusca, Bivalvia, Venerida, Veneridae. Gene Ontology annotation, molecular function: oxidoreductase activity. The coding region runs from base 91 to 1752 and encodes 553 amino acids. The record is from RefSeq and is a predicted model, not a curated record. The transcript is spliced from 12 exons.